Messenger RNA from Prunus armeniaca (apricot), 420 nucleotides. Lineage: Eukaryota; Viridiplantae; Streptophyta; Magnoliopsida; Rosales; Rosaceae. The record is from the annotation of a GenBank genome assembly.
AUGAAUGAUGGGACCGUUGUCAUAGUAGCUAGGAAUUUCCUUAUGCCAAUGGAUGAAAUGCUGUUAUCAGUGAGGUCUGAUGAAGAGACUAUUGAUGACUCAAUGGCUUUUAGCAUUCAAAGUGCUGCUUCUGUUUCUAACAUGGCUGAUAGUUUGCGUGCUAGAGAAAACGAGGUUCAGGAGCUGACCACUGAAAAUUCAUCUCUUCAGAGAAUGCUCCAUGAGUCUCAACAGGAGGUUGAGAAACUUAAAGAGGAAAAUAAUGCCUUGUUGAAACUGGUGAGUUCGUACUCCGUUGAUACGCUAAGAAGGUUAGACAUGCUGCAAGUUUCCAAUGAAAGAAUUCUAGGAGACCACGAGAGGCUUAUUGUUAAGCUUAAGAGGCGCUGUCAUCUUCCUUUAGAGGCUUCCAGAACAUAA